Pogona vitticeps (central bearded dragon) is the source of this 1953-nucleotide messenger RNA. RefSeq lists its product as uncharacterized. NCBI's taxonomy places the organism in Eukaryota, Metazoa, Chordata, Lepidosauria, Squamata, Agamidae. The record is from RefSeq and is a predicted model, not a curated record.
GUCUGACUUGCUUGAGAUAAUUAUGCCCUGUACAAAAACAUGCGGAAAGUAACACCGCAUGACUGAGCACUUUAGCCCUAGACAAGACUGCAACUUCUUUCUGUAAGCUUCCGGGGUUGUAAUGCCGCUGGCAACAGUUUCGAAAGAGAUUCCCCUUGUUCUGUUUGUUUAUUUAUUUAUUUAUUUAUUCAAUUUAUACCCCGCGCAUCUAGACUGAAGUCUACUCUGGGCGGCUUUUCUUAUUGCUUUUCUUUGAGAAAAGCUGGUAUGCAGGCAAACUAAAAGAUCUGGCAGGUGCUCCUAAACAUUUGCCUUUCCUGUGAAGAAGGGGAGCUCUCUCCUUGUUUCGAUGAGUAUGGCCCUCCCUUGUUCCUCCUGCUGCUGCUGCUGUCCCUGGAUCUCAUUUCCUUCGAGAGAGAGAGAACCUCUCAAUACACAGUGGUCAAGCCAAUCUCAUCAAGGCAUCGAAAGGGCUCACAUUAACAAAGAGAAACCCCUCAAAAUGAAACGGGUCAACAUGCCUAAGAUUGACACCCUGUUCACCAACAUUGCAGAGACAUUUAACAAGCAGCAAGGUGAUUGCUUGGCUCUCCGGGAAGCCAUCCAGGGCCUGAAAGAGACCUUUUGCUGCUCACCUGCAAGCAGUCUGUCUGUAUGCAUAGAGAAGAUACAGCAGGAGCACCGUGCUUGCAAUGUGCAGGUGCAGAUGGAGGGAUACAGAUUCUGGCUGGCCAUGAGAGAGAAGGACGUUCCUGAGAAACUGAAGUGGGCUCAGCAGCAGGUGGGGGAACUGAACCGUGCCACCUUAGGAGUCAUCAGUGUAGAAACUAAACUCCAGGAAAUGAUCCAGUCUGUGCUUCAAAGCCAGGACAAGUUGAUGGAGAAAGUAAAAGCUGCAAAUCCUGAAUACCUAGACCAGAUCCGGGUCGAGGGAAACCUGCAAGAAAACAUACAGGAAAUGUGUUUGGCUCAACAGUUCUUGAAGCAGUAUACAGAAGAAGCCAAAAAUGUCCUUAAAGAAAUGUCCAACUCAGUAGGUUUUACCUUGUAAAAAGGGAUGAAGAUGAACAUGUUUUAAGGGUGCUUUCUACAGUGAUGAAUUAAGGCACUAGUGACAGAAGGCUCUUUAGGUUAUAGUUUUACUGCACAGAUUACACAGAAAUUGAACCUGACUGUAAGAUUUCUGUAAGUGUAAAGUGAUACAACCACAUGCCGGAAAAGUAGACAAAUUAUUAUCAUGUGACAAAUAGACUUCAGUGGUCUAUAAGUGGCAAGAAUUCAGUGCUAUUGCUAUUAGGUGGCUGCCAUUUUUCUCUUUAUACUGUAUCUGUCUUUAAAAUGAAGAAGAUAGCUACAGACUUUGUUUUCCUCUGAAUUCUUCUGAAUUCAUAAAGGACAGCCAACCCUAUCUUACUGGGCCAAUGAGAACACUCGCCAGAGUGCCAGCUUGGAAAAGGAGUAGUUUGUGCCCAGGAGGUGUGAUAAAAAGAAGUUUGUUCUCAUUGUUAUCUUGAGUCUAAUUCAGCAUCUCAUUUCUAAAAACAUGUCUGGGUAAGACAGGCCAAAUAAAAGCUUGAACAUAAUGCAGAUGUACAUGAGCUCACAUUUUUUAGUGCGCCCAACAAGGGAGGGCUGUACUUUCAGGUAAAAGUCUGAGAUUCUUUGUCCCUGGUUCAUUGUCUCUGCCCUGUCCUUAACUCUACUGUAUCAAGCUUACUCUUACUGUUUAUUGUAUUGCUACAGGUUAUCUAGGACUCACCAAAAGACCUAAAGAAGGAAGGCUCUGUUUGAAGUUCUGUGUGUUUACUGCCACCAGUAAUACUCUUAGGAAUAUGUAUAUUUAUGCAUAUAUAAAUUAGGAAACUAUGCAUCAGAUGCACUUGGCACUUUUCCAUUCCGCCUUUUCCUACACUAUGAACGUUGCUGUCACUUCCAACAUAUGGUAAAAGGUAA